Molecule: messenger RNA, 828 nt
Organism: Geodia barretti
Lineage: Eukaryota; Metazoa; Porifera; Demospongiae; Tetractinellida; Geodiidae
Source: the annotation of a GenBank genome assembly
AUGUCGAAGCUCGUUUCUGCAAAUCGCCACAUGUCGAGUUUGACGCAAUGUCCUGGCAACAUGCUCUACAUGGCACCAGAAGCCGUGGACGACACGAAAUGCUACACUACAAAGCUCGACAUUUUUUCAGUCGGCGUGAUAAUCGUCCAGAUAAUCACCAGGGAGUUCCCCGACCCAGCCAAGCGACUCCGUCAGCUGUUUCUCCCACAGUUCAGCGAGCCACUCCUGCAGGUUGUUCCCGAGACCGAACGACGCUGGAACCACUUACGGCUGAUAUCCGAUUCCCACCCUCUGAAACAUGUGGCUCUGCACUGCCUGGGGCAGAAGGAACAGCAGCGUCCCUCGGCUCUGGAACUUGGCGAGAGGCUGUCUGUUCUAAACCAUUCUUCUCAGAGUAUCUGUAUCGCUGAGAGAAAGAGUGAUGUUCAGCAACUUCGAGAAGAGAGAAUCUUGACAGAGACAAAAGCCAAGGAAACCCAACUGUAUAAGGCUCCAAAAGGGCAACUACAAACAACAGUUGACACGCUACAAAAAGAACUUGAAGCGAAAGCAAUGAUUUCCCCAAACCCCCACAAAGAAAAAGGCAACAGAGCUACAGUAGGCCAGAACGAGGCAGCUGAGAGUCCAGAGAGAGAGCUCCUAAGGCUUCGGGAGCAACUAGAGCAGAGAGAUGCUACCAUAUCUUACCUCCAGAGAACAGCAUCAGUAGAAAAAGAUGGAGAGAUUCUACAACAGCAAAGGAAACAUAGCAGAAGUGAAGUAGACGCUCCCAAGGCAACUAUCAAGACAAGCACAGCGGAGGUGGGUGGAAUGUGGUGGAAGAAGUAG